Messenger RNA from Didymodactylos carnosus, 2259 nucleotides. The record is from the annotation of a GenBank genome assembly. NCBI's taxonomy places the organism in Eukaryota, Metazoa, Rotifera, Eurotatoria, Philodinida, Philodinidae.
AUGUUUUUAUCACGCAAGAAAAGUGGAGGCAGUCCAUCAACUGAAUCUCAUUUAGACCCGAUUAAUGACAACGAUGGAGAUGAAAGUGGAACAACCGGGAGUGGAGAUAGCAGAAAUGAAAUUACUCAUAUUAGUCAUGAUAGCGAAGAUUUUGGAGAAUUAGAGAAAUCGUCUCGUCUCGAUCAUUUGGAAGAAUCAUCUAUGCACUUUCAAGACAAAUCAGAUUCAGCUAUUGACCAAGCAGAAGAUAUACAAAAAAAGUCAAAUUUUGAGGAGUUUAUUGAUGCCAUAAAUACGUUAAAAACGACAAAAUCUUAUGAAAUAUUUUAUGAUGGUGCUGAAGAAGCUUUGCCGUAUUCUGACGAUGAAUAUGUUGCUGAGGAUGAUGAGCGAUUUUUUACAGACGAAGAUCGUUUAUCAUUUUCGCGUGAACAAUUAGUUGAAUAUCAACAUUUAACGAAAUUGUUACGUUUUGUCAAGGGUGGGGGUCGAUGCACGACAAUUUUAUCCUUAUCAAUAUUAAAAGAUCAUGAUUUACAAGAUCGCAGUGCAUUUUCAGCGUUCAAGGAUAGCGGGGCUAUUAGUGUUUUAUUGAAUUUUAUUGAAAUGUCUGAUCGUGAUUUAAAGUUAACCACUCUAUGUGUAUUACGAGAUGCGUGUAAAAAUCCAGCAUUUGCCUACGAAAUAUUUCGAUUAGGUGGAAUAAUAACAAUCAUUGAUAGUAUGACCACUGAUCAUGUUGGAAUGCAAGAAAGUUGUGUGAUAUUGUUGAAUGUACUACAAUUUCGACGAGCAAGACGCGUAGUGAGACGAGUAGGAUCAAUCAGUAAAUUAUUAACCGUCUUAGAUGAACUCAGUGAAUCAAUGAACGAAAAUUCUUUAACAAUCGCAUCUGUGACACGUGUUAUUCUUCUCAUAUGUAAAUCCGAAAAAAAUAAAUAUGUUGUCAUUCGAUAUGGUAUACCAAAAGUUAUUAUGAAAAUUAUUGCGAGUAUUCCACAUUCUUCAGCCACACCUAUUAUUUCACUAUUAGCUGUACUGCUAAAAAUUCCUGCAUUUCGUACGCAAAUGUGUGAUCCUGAUUUGACAAUGAAUAUAAUCAAGUUUUUAGAUAAUCAAGAUAUUGAUUUAGCUCGCUCUAGUGCCGAAUCAUUACAUUAUCUCUCAUUUGAUCCACAAUUGUUACGUUUUAUUCGACAAGCAAGUAGCAAAUUAACAGACAUAAUCAAAACAACAAAAGAUCCAUCUGUAUUUUGUUCGGCUAGUAACACGUUAACAAGACUUGUGGGUGAUAAUGACUUUUUGAAACGUUUUCCAGAUGAUGUUAUAGAAAAUAUGGUUGAUUUUUUGAAAAAAGAUAAUCCAAUGUAUUUAUCAAGAAUAAUGUUGUCACUCGUUGAGUUAUCAAAAAUAUCCACAGCUGUUCAAGUAUUUAAACAACGAAAAAUAUUUUCAAUACUUAUUAAACAUUUGCAAACAUCAAAUAGUGAUGAUAUUAUAUGGAAAACUGUUUUAAUUUUACAAGAAUGUGGCAAAGAUCAAGAAGCAGCAGAAUUGAUUAAUACCAAUGGAGGUUUACAAGAAUUAUGGACAUUAUUAAGAUUGGGUUCACCUCGCGUUCAAAUAGGAGCUGGAUGGGCAAUACGAAAUUGUUUGGCUGCAAUAGAAAAUCAUGGUGAACUUGUUCGAUCGUUUGAUGGAGUAUUUUAUUUGCUUUUGGCAACGUUAAAUAUUGAAGAUGUUCAUUUAUUAGCAGCUACAUGUGCCAUCAUUGCGGAAGUGGUUAAAGAUUCAAACAAUUUACAAAUAUUAACCGAUUUAGGGGUGGUUUAUAAAUUAUCAAGGUUACCACAUUUGGAAGAUCCAGUUUUAAGAAAACCAUUUUGUGAUGCAGCAGCCAACUUACUUGAACUACCAAAGAAUCGUACAGACUUUAGCAACAGACAUGUGUUGUCAGCAAUGAGGGCAUAUAUUGAAUUGAGAGAUUCAAUAUUAAAUCAACCAUUAACAAAAGCGAUCUAUGAUUUAUCUCGUAUUCCAUCAAAUUGUAUUUUGUUACAUGAUGUUGGUGCUGCACCGGGUAUAUUGAAGUUAAUUGCCGAUGAAGAUCCAAAUACCCAAGAAAAAUCGGCAUUGUCACUGAGAAAUAUGAGAAAAUUGCUUGAUGCAAAUAGAAGUGCCGCUCAGAAAAGUCGUAAGGAUUUAGCAAGAACUGAAUUACAAUCCAAGGGACAAUCUUUGUUAGUCCUAAAAUGUUGA